This is a messenger RNA of Contarinia nasturtii (swede midge), 1880 nucleotides long. Its product is annotated as protein 5NUC-like. NCBI's taxonomy places the organism in Eukaryota, Metazoa, Arthropoda, Insecta, Diptera, Cecidomyiidae. The record is from RefSeq and is a predicted model, not a curated record. The transcript has 5 exons. Gene Ontology annotation, cellular component: plasma membrane. Bases 62 to 1840 code for a protein of 592 amino acids. Gene Ontology annotation, biological process: AMP catabolic process. Gene Ontology annotation, molecular function: 5'-nucleotidase activity.
ACGUAAACGACUGUAUUUUAUCAACUGUGCAUAUUUUGAAAUUGAAAUUUGUUUGCGAAUAAUGUCGAAAUUAAUCAAAUUUAGUAUUGUUUUGUUGUUAGUGGCUUCGGUAGCGAGUGCCGUUCCAAUUGAAAAUAAAGAGUCUGCAUUGGAUUUCAUCCUGUUGCACAAUAAUGAUUUGCACGCACACUUCGAAGAAAUGUCAGAUUCCGGCAGUGAAUGUUCACCGGAAAAGGCUCUAGAACACAAAUGCUACGGUGGAUUUGCGCGAGCUGCAACUCUCAUUAAACGAUAUCGAAACGAUCAUCAGACAAGGAAUGGGUUGCCGGUUAUGUUUCUAAAUGGAGGCGAUACAUACAGUGGAACACCUUAUUUUCAAAUGUUCAAAGACAAAAUUGCAUCGGAAUUCAUGAACAUAUUGAAACCGGAUGUUGCCACGUUAGGAAAUCAUGAUUUCGAUCUGGGAAUAAAUGGACUUUUGCCGUUUUUGAGCAACGUCAGUUUCCCGAUAGCUGUGGCCAAUUUGGAUAUUCCGGACGAUCAUCCUCUGAUGCAAACUCAUUCGGUGCGGCCAUCAGUUGUGUUUAAUGUGAAUGGCACAAAGGUUGGAGUCAUUGGAUACAUAACACCGGAUACAAAGAAUAUAUCAAAAAGCGAAGAUGUUAUUUUUUCAAACGAAAUCACUGCGAUCAAUAAGGAAGCAGAGACAUUGACGAGUCAAGGCGUUAAGAUAAUCAUUGCAUUGGGUCAUUCGGGUUAUGUCGUGGAUCAGGAAAUAGCGAGAGAAUGUCCGCUGAUCGAUUUAGUUGUGGGAGCACAUUCGCAUACCUUUUUAUACACCGGAACACCGCCCGAUCCAAAUGACAAACCACUCGGCCCAUAUCCAACCAUAAUUGAACAGCCAAAUGGGAAAAAAGUUCCUGUUGUCCAAGCGUCUUGUUAUGCAAAAUACUUGGGCAAGCUAGAAUUGAGUUUCGAUGAGGACGGAAACUUGAUUCGUUGGAGUGGUCACCCCAUAUUAUUAGAUUAUCAAAUACCACAAGAUGCAGAAGUACUUGAAUUAUUGGCCAAAUAUCGUCCAAGUGUUGAAGCUCUAACCAAAGAUAUUAUUACCUAUUCAAAAGUUGAAUUAAAAAGAGAUUGUCGUGAUUUCGAUUGUAAUAUUGGAAAUUUGAUAACUGAUGCAUGGGUCUAUAAUGGCGUACAAAUGUAUGAUAGAUCAGAUGCCGCAUGGACGGAUGCUUCAAUUGCUUUUAUCAAUGCUGGGGGAAUUCGUAGUGGUGCUUCAAUUGGAAAUCUUUCAAAAUUCACACUUUCAACAAUAUUACCAUUUCAACAUACAUUGUGUAUUGUGCGCAUUCCUGGACGUGAAGUGAAAGAAGCUUUAGAGCAUACAAUGAAAGGAUUCGUACUUGGUGAUUAUACGCGAGGCUAUUUGCAAAUGUCUGGUUUGCGUGUCGUUUUCAAUCUGCAGAAAGAAGAGGGCCAACGUGUUCAUUCUGUUGAAGUGUUGUGUGCCAACUGUAGUGUACCGGCAUACGAACCACUUGAUGAACAGAAAAUCUAUGGAGUUAUUCUCAAUGCAUUCUUAUACGAAGGGGGUGAUGGUUUUUCUAUGUUCAAACCGUAUAAAGCUGUUGAUAUGAAGAUCAAAGAUUUAGACGCAGUGAUUAAUUACAUACGUCGCUUUGAAUCGAUCUAUCCAGCAAUCGAAGGACGAAUUAGAUUCAUUGGAGUGAACGGUGUAAUUGAUAACGUAUCUUCAUCUGCAUCGCGUGUAGUGAUGCCAUUUGCAGUUGUUGUUCUGAUUACAGCAAUCCUAUUGCUUACCAUUGGUUAGUCAAUUCUUAUCAAUCAAAUUUUUCACGUUGAAAUGUAAU